AUGACAGACGAGGACAUCAAAGAAGUGCAGCAGUGCGGCGAAAUGAUGACAAUUCUAAAGUUGCGGCUCAUUCGUCGUCACAUGGUCACACUCAAAUGUGAAAUUCUCGCAAAAGGUGGCAAUCAGGUGAGCCGAGAAUUACUUGAGUCAUGGUUCAUGGGCCCCCAAUCAAUCAACAAGUACAAGGACUUGCCUAAUCAAUAG
Messenger RNA from Dibothriocephalus latus, 204 nucleotides. The record is from the annotation of a GenBank genome assembly. Lineage: Eukaryota; Metazoa; Platyhelminthes; Cestoda; Diphyllobothriidea; Diphyllobothriidae.